Clarias gariepinus (North African catfish) is the source of this 1468-nucleotide messenger RNA. RefSeq names its product 4-hydroxy-2-oxoglutarate aldolase 1 (gene hoga1). Gene Ontology annotation, molecular function: N-acetylneuraminate lyase activity; 4-hydroxy-tetrahydrodipicolinate synthase activity. The transcript is spliced from 8 exons. Bases 288 to 1295 code for a protein of 335 amino acids. The record is from RefSeq and is a predicted model, not a curated record. Lineage: Eukaryota; Metazoa; Chordata; Actinopteri; Siluriformes; Clariidae. Gene Ontology annotation, biological process: N-acetylneuraminate catabolic process.
CAACUUCCGCGCGGUCAUGAAGUUUUGUAAAUCACAUUGUGGAUGUAAGCACAUCAAAUGUAAUGAAAAAGAGUAGUUGUCAUCACCAAAGGAGUCCAGUAGAGGGGAUCAUAGUGUCCUGGUGUAUGCUACGAGGCACUGCUUAUUCCCUUUCAGCCAUUACACACGCGAGCUGACGAAAGUUUCUGUUCGUGUUUCAUUCAUACAGAUACCCCCUUUUCAGAGAGCAAAGUGCAACUGGAAAGAAGAGUUUCUGUCACGUAACACAUUUUAGGCUGACCUGCUCUAUGCGCUUCCUUCAAAGACCAAAAAUCAGAGGAAUUAUGUUGACCAGGAUUUUUACUCAUGUGUACAGAGGACAAUUUUGUUUUGCAUGGAGAAGUGUAAGUCAACAUGCUGGUCAAAGGCUUGAUAUUGCUGGGAUUUAUCCUCCCAUUGCCACUCCGUUUACACACAGUGGAAAUGUGGAUUAUCAAAGCCUAGAUAAAAAUCUUCAAAAAUAUGGCAGUAUACCUUUUAGAGGUCUUGUGGUGCAGGGCUCUAAUGGAGAGUAUCCAUACCUGACAAUGGAAGAACGUAUAGAUGUUGUACGAAGAGUUAGAGGAGCUCUGCCUACAUCAAAGCUAUUGAUGGCUGGAUCUGGGUGUGAAUCCACAAGAGCCACAAUUCAAAUGAGUGAGAGUAUGGCCAAGGCUGGUGCUGAUUGUGUUUUGGUUGUGACGCCAUGUUUUUAUCGUGGAAGAAUGAAUAGCAGUGCUCUUAUUCACCACUAUACACAGGUAGCAGAUUCCAGUCCUGUACCCAUCAUUCUCUAUAGUGUACCAGCCAACACCUUACUGGAGCUUCCUGUAGAUGCAGUGGUACAGUUAUCCCAACAUCCAAAUAUAGUCGGCAUCAAAGAUAGUGGUGGUGAUAUUACAAGGAUAAGUCUGAUUGUGUACAAAACUAUAUCACAGGAUUUCCAGGUGUUGGCAGGGUCAGCUGGGUUCCUCAUGGCUGCCUAUGCAGUAGGUGCUGUUGGGGGUGUGUGUGCUUUGGCAAAUGUUUUGGGUCAGCACGUGUGUGAGCUAGCAAAGCUGUGUACAUCAGGGCAAUGGGACAAAGCAAAAGAACUUCAAUACCGUCUAAUUGAACCAAACAUUGCGAUAACAAAAAAGUUUGGUGUUCCUGGUCUAAAGCAAGCAAUGGAGUGGUUUGGAUACCAGGGUGGUGUAUGCCGUGCCCCUUUGCAGCCUUUGUCUGAGGUGGAGUUAGAAAAUCUUCAAAAGGACUUCUCAACAAAUGGGUGGCUGUAGAUAUACGUUACAUCAUAAAUAAAUAAUUUGCAUAAAUUGUGAGAUUAUGCACAUUAUGUUAACCUGUUUUAAAUAGUUAAAUCCUAAUUCAUCAGAGAACAUAUGGCUAAAUUCAUAGCUCUCAGUGGGUUCAUUAAUUUAAAUAUAUUUAAUAAAUGAGACAACCACAGCAA